Durusdinium trenchii is the source of this 714-nucleotide messenger RNA. Lineage: Eukaryota; Dinophyceae; Suessiales; Symbiodiniaceae. The record is from the annotation of a GenBank genome assembly.
AUGGAGAAGAGCAAGCAAGAGGAGGAGUACCCGGCCGCUCGGCUUUCAGUGCUGCGGCUGCUAGAGCUGCGAGAGGGACAGAAGGCUUUUGAAAGGAAUGUGCGCUUGUGGGAGUUCGAGACGGAUAUCCCUCGCAUCAAGAGAGGGGUGAAGCUCAUGAGGGCCAUGCAAGGCCUUGCAGCACUAGCCAUGGAAGAACUCAGUUUUGAUGACAUUGCAUGUGAAGAUGGGGUUCGCAAUGUGCUGAACAAGCUGAAGGAGUUCUUCAUGCCGCAGUUGGAGGUGAGCCUGCCGAGGGCCUUUGAGGCGGCGGUGUACGGUGCUCCUCGAACGUCCAAAGAAGGGCUCUCAGAAUACAUAGGCAGAAUGGAGAGGGCGUUCAACCGGUUGAGUCGUGAAGGUGUAGAUCUACCUGAAGGAACCCAAGGAUACAUUUUGUAUCGUCAAGCUUCACUGCAGGAUCACCAGGAGCAAAGGCUGUUGACAUGGUGCGAUGGGAAGUAUGACAAGAAGAUCAUCGUGAAGAGCUUGAGAAAGCUCGUCAAGGUCAUCAAGGAUAAAGGAAAGGGGCACUACAUGACUGAGGAGUCCGUCGGCACGAAGGAAGGAGAAGAUAGCAAUGAGACGGACGAUGGAGAGUACAUCUACCUUGAGGACGGCGACCUUGACGAGAUCUACGAGGAGAACGAUGUGCAGAUGGCAUUGGCAUCAUAA